Molecule: messenger RNA, 3655 nt
Organism: Bursaphelenchus xylophilus (pine wood nematode)
Lineage: Eukaryota; Metazoa; Nematoda; Chromadorea; Rhabditida; Aphelenchoididae
Source: the annotation of a GenBank genome assembly
AUGGAAGGGAUCAAUCGGAACCGGAGGUUCAUUGACGAAGGAAACCCGCGAGAACGGUGGUAUCAUUACGUCUACAAGGCCAAGUAAGCCACUUUUUAUAUUACCCAUGACAAAACGAGGUCUAAACUAGAUUUUAACCCGUUUUUCAUCUAAGACUGGUAUGAAGCAACCUCAAUGGUGCAUUUUGGCAGGUCAAUAGUCAAUUUGCAAGCUAAUUUACCGCUUUUAGACUUAUGUUGAAUCGAAUUUUCACAAGCGACAAAGAUUAUGUUCCGAUGGCGAGAUUUGUCGAACAAAACGAAGGAUACGUAGAAUUGAGGCAACCAAAAUGCAGAUUCUGCAACAAAGUAACAAAUUUAAAUUGUAAAUACGAGAUUUGAAGAAAAUAAAAUGUGAAACUCGACGAAACUCUGCAAAAAAUCGACUGAUUUUCGAUUUUUAGCCUAGAAAAGCAAGAAAAUCGAAUCUUCCGGCUAGACAAGCAUUAAAGACUUGCCAACAGCGCCUAAAUUGACCGUAUUUUAGCUAUAAGACCCUAAUUUUUCGAGGAUUCACGGCGGUUUCAAAGCAACCCUUCGAAUGGGCGAAAAAAACUUUUCGAAAAGAAAGAAAUGAAACGCGUGCAAAUUGCGGGACCAAGUUAUACGAUAGAAGUUUUUCGAGUUACAUUGCAAAACAAAGAAAAGCAAUUUAUUCGCGUGUAACACGGUAUAUAAACGGGUCUAAAUCGGUGAACUAUUCAUAAUUAUAUAGAAUUAAAUAAAAAUAUGAGGUAUGGGUUCAACCGUGAUGAUCAUAAUCUUCGGAUUCCAUAAUUACGUUCGCGAUGUUUCACCGCUUAUAAAAAGCAUGUCGACGUUCCUUUUCUACUAGACUAAAAAAGAUCAAAGAACACACUGAGCCAAGAGAGUCCGCAAUAAGAUUGCCCUGGAAGUUACACUUCAUCUUCAUUAUUAAGGAGAGCUUUACAGGUACCUGACGGGUGCAAACAUUUUGCCUGUGGGAAUUCCGUUUAUGGGAAAGUUUUUUCACAACGAUCGCUCUUCUUCAAGACAAUGAAGAUACUAAAUGAAUUUGGCAUAAUCACAAGGUUAUGGACCAUUUCAGUCAUAAAACACAUGUGCAAUAUUGAGGUUUUGUUUCAAAAUGUUUGUUCUCUUUUGCAACUUUGUUGCUUUAAAAUACCUCAUUUAAAAUUCAGAUCGUUUAAAAUAGAAAUACUUACCUUCCCGAAUGUCGGACAUUACAAGGAGACACAUUUGUAGCACAUUUGCGCAACGUUUUCUAGUGUACAAUGUUUUUAAGUGGAAGAAGAGGUCUUUAGAACUCAUUUUGGUAUGCCUACUGUAACCUCAUAGUCUUACAAUACAAGUAAAUUUUUUUAGAAUUCAUAUUACUGAAUAUUCUAGAGUCCUAUACAAAUCAUGUUGAGUUAGUUCAGCUGUCUCAAGUGUAACAUAAAACAAGAAAAAUGUAAUCUACAGGUUAAGUACAAUUAACAACGUCAAAAGCAUUCACGUAUCAACUUUAUUUUAUGCAAAUUUUGUGGUUGUCAACAAUUCCUACGAUUUUACUGCGAUUUCUCUCCGCCGAUGCCAUGACUACCGUAUCUUUCGCUUUAAACAAUGGUUCAAAAUCGAAGUCGAUGAUCCAAAUUUUUUAUGUAUAAACAAUCGCUGUUUGAUUAAGUUUCUAAAUCUCUGGUCGAUUUUUGAUUAAAGGUCUCAUUAAAAAGAUACUGUAGUUUUAGUGACGUUUUUCAAACCUCUGAUUUUUUGGUGUUUUUCAAAAGACUAUAACUCCUAGUAUAUCCCACCGUUUUUUGCAUUUAAGGUGUUGUUCGUUUUGUCAGGAGCUUAGCUCUGUAACUAGGCUAUCAGUUUUUCCAAAUUUCACCGUAUACGUAUGUUACACCAGUUGUAAAAUACGGUUUUUUCGGCUUUAAACAACAUACCUCUAAAUCCAACCAAUUUUCGAAAUCUUUAUGCCAUUAUAUCAGUAAAGUAAUGCUCUUUCUUAAUCUCUGGUCGAUUUUUAAUCCGACCCUUACUAACAAAGUUAUGACUAAAAAGGUCCUAAAAUCGCCAUUUUCCGCUCCGCGAGCUGCCGCCAGGCUUCAAAAACGAGACCAAACGAAGGAAAUUUUUUCCCUUUGUUGAAACCGCCGUGGGAUUCCGUGAAAAAUCACAAAAAAUUCAUCCAUCGCCGCUUUCUCUGCGUCUCGCCACGAAAACAAACAGAGCGAAAUAGAACGCCAAAUAAAUUCGGAAAAAUGUUGACGUGGACGAAAAUGUUUUAGAAUUGGUGGAAAAAGGGUUGAUGUGGCAUGAUCCAAGCAGAAUUUUUGAUAAAAAUAAAGCGUAGAAAAAAUUUUCCACUUCUCUUUCAAUUGUUUUAUUAUUCAUGACGAUUUUAUUGAUAUUUCGCUGAAACAAGCUCAGUUUUCUUCUUUUCGUGCUGCUAAAAUAAUUUUUUUGUUGUAUUUCAGAGCCGGAAAUAGUCAUGGCUUCUUGGGACGACUAUCUUCUGAACCAGGAGAAUGUCGAUGGAGUUCGGUUUUCCUGGAAUAUGCUUCCGCACUCCAAGGUUGAUGCACAGAAGCUUGUGGUUCCACCUGGAGUCUUCUUCACACCUUUGAAAGUAAGUUUGUUUUGGUUUUUAUUGAAUUUGGCUUUUAGGGUUUUCGAAAAUUAAAAAUUUAGGGGAAGGUACACCUAAAAUAAUGUCGAUUAAUGUCGUGGUAAAAUUCACAAAAUUUUUAUUUGUAGGACCUUGUAAGAGAGUCUUAGAGUUUGUAUACGAAAGAUUAGACCUUCCAGCAGUUCUUUUCCAUCUAAAAAUAUUGUUUUUAAAUUGUUUUAGGUGAAGAAAACUAAAAAAAUUUGGAACUAUUCUUUCACCUAAACAUGCAAAUCCUUUUCAGGAAAGACCCGCGGAGCUCCCACCACUUCCGCCUCUUGAUUAUGAUCCGGUGCUAUGUCAAAAACAGCAGUGCAAAGCGGUGCUAAACCCCCUGUGGUAUGUUUGAUCUAAAUUAUUGUAAAUUGUUUGUCUUUCUUCAUGAAAAUAAUGUGUCUUCUUUCAGUAUUGUUGAUUACCGAACAAAGUCAUGGACAUGUGCCAUUUGCCACAACAGAAAUGUAUUCCCACCACAUUAUUCCGGGAUCUCCGAAACCAAUCAGCCGCCAGAUCUCAAUCCUGCUUUGACUACGAUCGAGUACACUUUGAGGGUGAGAUUUUUAGAUUUUUUGUUGGUUUUUAGGUAACAGAAGGAACCGAGUUGGAUUUUAACUUAUGAUCGUUAUAUUUUCGAUGAAUGCAAUAAAAGAUUCAACGAUUUUCUUCCAUCUACUAGAAUAUAAUUUCAGAAAGCCACAACUCUCCCACCAAUCUUUCUUUUCGUUGUUGACACCUGUGUUGGAGCAAAUGAACUCAAAUCGUUGAAGGAUUCAAUCCAAAAAGAGUUGGCAACACUUCCAGCAGACUCGUUUGUUGGGUUGAUCACGUUUGGACGAACAGUCGAGUUGAGGGAAUUGGAUGCCAAGAACUUGGGGAGAUCCUACGUCUUUUCGGUAAGGUUUGGGGAGAUAAAUGAGGGAAUAUCAGUGUAAAACUUGAACGAAAAAAUGUAUUUUUUUAGUUUUGUCAUACUUGA